This is a messenger RNA of Brettanomyces bruxellensis, 702 nucleotides long. RefSeq lists its product as uncharacterized. Gene Ontology annotation, biological process: mitotic sister chromatid segregation. The record is from RefSeq and is a predicted model, not a curated record. Lineage: Eukaryota; Fungi; Ascomycota; Pichiomycetes; Pichiales; Pichiaceae. Gene Ontology annotation, cellular component: kinetochore. The transcript has a single exon. Bases 1 to 702 code for a protein of 233 amino acids.
AUGCCUGAAGAAUAUGAAAAGAUUCACAUCGAAGCGGCUGAACUUAAGGCGUUAUACUCACGUCUGAAGGCAUAUUUAUCAAAAGUUAUAGAUGAACAAUUGUCAGAUGAGCAGUUAUUCAAAGAAAGGAAUAUCCAAGAAAGCGAAAGGCGCAAGAUACAACGUAAAGUCAGAAAGAUCAUCCUAAAGCACUUCCUUGGAAAACUAUUCAAUUCUUUGAAAUAUUCCCUAGCGGUGGACGAUAACGUUAUGCAUAGUAUAGUUGAUCCAGAAUCUGAUAUUGUUGACGAACUCAAACGGAUGGAAGAUACUGAAGAAAAGAUAGAACCGUAUGAUUUCGCGUUGAAUGACAAACUACGUUCGAUGUAUUUUGAAGUCGAAAACAUGUUUUCUGUGGUUGCGAAAUUACGAAAGAACACUCCAGGUGAUGUAUACAAAAAUACAGAGAGUCGAUUGCAGAAAAAUGAUAAUCAGAUCAAUGAAAUUAUAGCAAAGGAGAAAGCAUCUUUAGAUAAAUUAACAAAAAAUGAGACUGAAGCAAGCGACGAUUCGACUGUGCCACUAGAAAAUGAAACCUAUGAUGAUUUGUUGGAUGAUUACGAGACAUCGCUCUCUGAUAUUGCAUCUCUCAAGAAGAAACUUCCUAGUACACUCUCACAACUUGAUAAUCUCAUUUCCACAGUAAAUUUCCUAAAUCGUUAG